AUGGCUGCCCCAGUGGUCCCGUGGCAGGCCCAGAUGCUGACGGUCGAAUGGUCGGAUGGCGUUCCCAAACCUCCAACGCAGAGGCUUCAUUAUGCAGAGGCUUCAGUGACCGGCCUCCGAGGAAAGCGAGCUAUCGUCGCGAAAGACCUCUUUCAACAACAAGAUAAAGCACCUGCGCGGGAGUGUGGAUGGAACCGGGAGCUGUGCCAGGAGCUUCUUGAAUGCGAGAGGAAGAACCUCGAGUCUGAAAAGACACCUAGAACAGAUCUUGAGAAUCCUAACGAGUGUAAGCAGCAGUUGACGUUGACGCAAGUCAAGGACGAGCAUGACAAGAGCGAGACCGAUUAUACGGACAUGUUAAUAGGGCUGAACAAGAACUAUAAGGAUCUGACAAGAAAACCCCCGAGGACAAGGAGUCGACUUGAGAGGAAAGCUGAAGUCCUGAUACGAAACCGACAACUGCGGAGGAAAAUCACACGGGGAGCAAGGAACAUGUAUGCGACAUCCUGCUUGCUAACCUGCGAUGGCGCGACCUGCGACUUGCUGUCGAAAGACAACCACAAGGAAAGGAUGGCCAAGUACGAAAACCGCAUCAACGCCGAGGCCAAGGAAUCCAAAAUCAGGAGAAAAUACUUAUCGCGCAAAGCCGACGUCGCUGAGUGGCGCAAUAUAGCCCGCCACUCUGGAGAAGGAGCACGCUCGAGUUAUUGGCAAAGAGGCACCGUACAAGAGUAG
Molecule: messenger RNA, 735 nt
Organism: Cyclocybe aegerita
Lineage: Eukaryota; Fungi; Basidiomycota; Agaricomycetes; Agaricales; Hemipholiotaceae
Source: the annotation of a GenBank genome assembly